UGGAAAUUUAAAGAAAUCUGAUUAUAAUAUUAUUUGUAAAUGGAUUCUUAAGGCUUGGGCGGAAAUUCCAAAAGGAAUGAUUGUAAAAUCAUUUAAAAAAUAUGGUAUUAACAAUGCAAUGAAUGGGUCAGAAGAUGAUUUAUUUGGACAAGAUGAAACUAAGAAAAAUGAUGAUAAAAGAGAAAUAUUAAAUAUAAAUAGUGAUUCAGCUGAUGAAUAUUUAGCUGAUGAAUCUAAUAAAUUAAAUGAAUAA
Funneliformis geosporum is the source of this 253-nucleotide messenger RNA. The record is from the annotation of a GenBank genome assembly. Lineage: Eukaryota; Fungi; Glomeromycota; Glomeromycetes; Glomerales; Glomeraceae.